Messenger RNA from Thyridium curvatum, 1473 nucleotides. RefSeq lists its product as uncharacterized. The transcript has 3 exons. The coding region runs from base 1 to 1473 and encodes 490 amino acids. NCBI's taxonomy places the organism in Eukaryota, Fungi, Ascomycota, Sordariomycetes, Thyridiales, Thyridiaceae. The record is from RefSeq and is a predicted model, not a curated record.
AUGAAGUCCAACGUCUUGAGCACCGCCGCCGUCGGUGCGGGGCUCCUCGCCGCCGGGGUCGCAGCCCAGACGGCCUGCGCCUCCGUCCUGGUCCCCUCCUACUCGCCGCCCUCGGUCGCCCCCGGCUGGAGCGCGCAGCUCGUCGUCAACGGCCUCAAGAAGCCGCGCAGCAUCCAGUUCGACGCCGGCGGCGGCCUGCUCGUCGUCGAGAGCGGCAAGGGCAUCACCCGCUUCACCUUCAAGGACAACGGCGGCACCUGCCUCGCCGUCGACCAGGCCAUCACCGUCGUGGCCGACACCACUCUGAACCACGGCCUCGCUCUCGCCAACGACGGCAAGACCCUCUACGCCUCCAACGUCGAGGCCGUCUUCGCCUGGGCCUACGACCCGGCCCGCGGCGCCCUCCUCGGCGACCGCCGCGCCGUCGUCGCCAACAUGAGCAACAACGACCUGACCACGCGCACCCUGCUCAUGUCCCAGGCCGUGCCGGGCCAGCUCGUCGUCUCGCGCGGCUCGGCCGAGAACUACGACGUCGACGCCCUCAACAAGUCGUCGGGCCUGUCGCAGAUCCGCGCCUUCGACCUCGCGCGCCUGCUCGACACGCACCCGCCCUACAACUUCAACGCCGACGGCCGCGUGCUGGGCUGGGGCCUGCGCAACUCGGUCGGCGUCGGCGAGCACCCCAAGACGGGCGCCAUCUACAGCGUCGAGAACUCGAUCGACGGCGUCAAGCGCGAGGGGUCCGACAUCGACCGCUCCAACCCGGGCGAGGAGCUCAACUACCACGGCUUCCUCAACGGCACGACCGCCGGCCAGGGCGGCAACUACGGCUACCCCAACUGCUUCGCCGUCUGGGACACCAACCUGCCGGGGACGAGCACCGUCGCCGGCGGGCUGCACGUCGGCGACCAGUUCAGCCUCGUGCAGAACGCGACGCUCAACGACACGACCUGCGCGCAGCAGUACGUCGCGCCGCGCCUCACGCUGCCCGCGCACUUUGCGCCGCUCGACAUCCUCUUUGGCGACGACGGCGCGCAGGCGUACGUCUCCUUCCACGGCAGCUUCGACAAGACCAACCCGCAGGGCUACCGCGUCUCGACCAUCGACUUCGACCCGCAGCGCGGCACCCCCCUCGAGCCCCCGAGCAGCACCCGCGCCCUGAGCAGGGACAUCAUCUCCAACCCGGGCCAGGCCGCGCAGUGCCCGGCCAACUGCUUCCGCCCCGUGGGGCUGGCCUGGGGCCCCCGGGGCCGCCUGUUCGUCACGUCCGACACGACGGGCGAGAUCUACGUCCUGAGCAGGGACGCCUCCUCCUCCUCCUCCUCCUCCUCCGGAACGACGGCGACGACGAGCGGCAGCAUCGUCACGGCCACGGGCAAGGCCAACGGCGCCGCGGCGGCACUCGGCCGGCCGGCGCUUGGCGUGCUGGGUGGCGUCGCGGCUUGUGUUGUUGGCGGUUUGAUGGUCUUGUAA